AUGCCUCGUUUGGCGGUUGCGGGUGUUGCAGCUGCGGCUGCCCUUGCAGUGGGUGCAGCCUUUGUAGUGGUUCCUGGCCGAGCCCCGACGCCGACAGUGCCCCUGGCUUCCGGUGUGCGCGGAUCAGCGGCCGAAUCGGCCAGCUGGGGCUUGGCUGCUGCAGGCCUUGCCCUGGGUGCGCACAUGGGCUUGGCCGCUGCCUGGCGCGCUCGCUCCGCCACAGCUGCUCGCGCAGAGGGAGCUUACAAAGAGACGCCUGCCGAUGAGCGCCUGUUUGAGCAGGUGUACCUGCAGUACACCUCUGAGUACAUGAAGGGGCCAAUGUACUGGCACAAGGACAAGCUGCAGGGCUCCCUGCCAGACUACCCUGGACGCCCCAUGAUCAGGGACGGCAAGUACACCCCCUAUGUCCUGGGGAACCUGAAGUCCUUCAGCUCCAACGAGCUGGCGUUCUUGUCCAUGCUCUUCUUCGGCGUUGGCCUGUACGGCAACCUGCAGUUCAACUACUAUGACCCGCAGUGGGCCAAGGUUGAUGCCGGCGGUUAUUUCAACGUCUCCUACAUUGUGGAGUCCCUGCUGCUGCCCAUCUCCUUCUUCAUGCACAUCGCCUGCUACAUCCAGAAGCAGAAUGGCAAGUGA
Molecule: messenger RNA, 639 nt
Organism: Effrenium voratum
Lineage: Eukaryota; Dinophyceae; Suessiales; Symbiodiniaceae
Source: the annotation of a GenBank genome assembly